Arctia plantaginis is the source of this 519-nucleotide messenger RNA. NCBI's taxonomy places the organism in Eukaryota, Metazoa, Arthropoda, Insecta, Lepidoptera, Erebidae. The record is from the annotation of a GenBank genome assembly.
AUGUCUCAAAUAAAAUCAAGCAAAAAAUUCAAAUGGGCAUUAGAUUUCAAUCAAAAAAAUCGCACACCGACUACAGAUUUACCAUCUCCUCCUGGGUAUAGCCAGUCUGCGAACGCGAACUAUACAGAGUCAUCCAAAGAUACAGAUUCUAAUUUACUAUUGAUAAAGAAGCUUUGGGAUGUAGCACUUGGGCCCUUGAAACAGGUGCCGAUGAAUCUAUUCAUUAUGUAUAUGGCAGGAAAUUCCAUUUCCAUAUUUCCUAUUAUGAUGGUUGGGAUGUUAAUUGUACGCCCUGUUAAGGCUUUAUUUGCUACACAAAGUACAUUCAAAAUGGUUGAAGGCACACAAGCAAUAGGACAGAAGUUUGUCUAUUUCAUUGGAAAUAUUGUCAAUAUACUAUUAGCUCUUUACAAAUGUCAAAGUAUGGGACUUCUGCCUACUCAUUCCAGUGACUGGUUAGCAUUUGAAGAACCUCAAACAAGAGUUGAACACAUUGGUGGUGGUAUGUCUCUUAUAUAG